AAAAAGGAGAAUACAGAAAUGAAGAAGAGAAAUAAAGCCAAAAGAAACAAAAAAGGUGAAAAGAUAAAUAACAGAAGAGGUGGGAAGCAUUCAACUUCCUUGAUAAUUUCUACAAGAAUGGUGAAUGAUACAUGUGUAAAGGAAUUGGCCACUUUGGCCGCAAUAUUGGGAAACCAAGUAAGGAAUGUUUUCAUGAUUGCCAACAGGGCAAUCCUUGCUAAUAAUGUUAAGCGGUUGAAGAAUGGAAAAAGUAAUGAAUUCAUGAUACCCUUAGACAGAUUAAUAAAUAGUCUUGGUGGAAAUUCAUCUAAUUUAACUUGCAGUGGGCAAACUGUACCUGAUAAUGAUCCGAUUAGAGUGACGUUGAAUGUGCUGAUUAGCUGUGAGGCUAAAAUCAAAGAAGCAUGCAUAAAUACACUUUCAGAUGAUGAUAUCUCCAGAAUAACAGCAUGUCAAACUACCUCAACAAACUACAGAGAUGAAUAUAACAAACUGCUCAUUCCUUCUGGAUCAACUCAGGCAGCAAAGAUUUGUGUAUCUACUGCUGACAGCAAACUUCAGCAGUUGAAACAAAAUGUUCAAGAAUGCAAUUUCUUAACAGCAGCUAAUAGUAGUGCAAAAAACCAGCCAAGUGAAAGAGCUAACUGUAAUACUGUAUUUUCAGCCUGUAGGACAGCAGAAAGGGAUACAAUUCCACUAAUAAGCAGAUGCAUUUCAUGUGCCUCAUCAGCAAGCUCAACAUCUCUAUUACCAAGCCCAACAUCUAUAUCAAGUCCAGCUAUGUCAAGUUCAUCUUCUUCUAGCACUCCAGCAUCGCCUAGCACAUCACCAGCAGUUCCUGGGAUCCCUCCAGCUCAAGAAUUAAAUCUCUUACAAAGACUUAGGCUUGAUUUAAACCAGGUCAUCUUUAAAUUGGACUUUGCUUUACUACAAUCUGGGUUUAAUCCCGAUAUUGUGCCUGGAAGGGUUGCAAGAUCCACUUUGCAGAGAAUGGCAGUAGACGGAGCAGGAUGUGUUUUCUUGAAUUUUGCAAUGAUGGCUGCAAACAAAUCUGCCAACGCUGUUGGCUAUGAUAUAAACAACCUUAAUCUCCAGUUUGUUCCCUCAACUAUAGAUCGUCUAACUGCAAUUCAUACAAGACCAACACUAGAAGAAGAUUUAGAAUCUUGUGAUACAUCUGUAGGCAACUCGGAUACUGGAGCUUUGAAUAGCAUUAGGUUAUUACUUUCCUGGUUUAAACUUUGGCUUAGAGAUGUCAUUGAAGUACGAAUACAAUUUUUAAGUUCAACUCUUGGUGUUACCACAGCUUCCACAACAAGGCUACCAACUACAAGGCCAGAAACAACAACCUCAGCAAAAACUACAAUUACAACAAUAAAAACUUUAACUACGACUUCAACUACAAAAAUAACUACAACAACUCCAACUUCAACUCCAACUACAACUCCAACUCCAGCUCCAGCUUCAGCUCCAGCUCCAGCUCCAGCUCCAGCUCCAGCUCCAGCUCCAGCUCCAGCUCCAGCUCCAGCUCCAGCUCCAGCUCCAGCUCCAGCUCCAGCUCCAGCUCCAGCUCCAGCUCCAGCUCCAGCUCCAGCUCCAGCUCCAGCUCCAGCUCCAGCUCCAGCUCCAGCUCCAGCUCCAGCUCCGGCUCCAGCUCUUUAACUACAACUACAUCUACAACUACAACUACAACUACAACCACAACUACAACUGCAGAAACCAUGCCUAGAACUGAAUAAACCAUGCCUACAACUGAAAAAAACCCAUGAAUAAUUAUUAAUGUUUUAUAUCUUUUUGCAAACUAUAUCUUAAAGGAACUUAAA
This is a messenger RNA of Eurytemora carolleeae, 1823 nucleotides long. Its product is annotated as mucin-5AC. The transcript is spliced from 11 exons. Lineage: Eukaryota; Metazoa; Arthropoda; Copepoda; Calanoida; Temoridae. Bases 19 to 1662 code for a protein of 547 amino acids. The record is from RefSeq and is a predicted model, not a curated record.